GAACCCAAAAACAACACCCGCGCCUUACAUUACCCACUCUCACUUCCCUCCUUCUCCACUUCCCUUUUAUCUUUUAUUUUCACAUUCCCCAAAUAAAUAAUCACUUCACAAACCCUAAUCCCAAACCAAAUCUACAACAAUGGCCAAACAAUCCAAAUCCAAAAAACCCGAAUCCUUCGGCAAAGGCAAAGUCACCCCAAUCCAGAUCGCUUUCAUCGUUGAUCGGUACCUCUGCGACAACAAUUUCACCGAAACGAGAAAAUCGUUCCGGAUCGAAGCUUCGUCGUUCAUCGCCAAUUCUCCAAUUAACGAGGUGCCGAAGAGUUUGAUGAGUUUAGGUGAGAUGCUUGAUGAGUAUAUAUGUUUGAAGGAGCAGAAAGUGAUGCUGGAUCAAGAAAGGGUUUAUAUGGAGCAAGAGAAGAACCGGGUUCAGAUGUUUUUGAAUGGGGUGCAGAAUGUUAUGAAUGUUUAUAAUGCUAGUAAGAAUAUUUCGUUGACGAAUGUUGCUAUGCCGAAUGCGAAGUCUGUGGCGGUCCCUCAGCAGAAAAUUGGUGUUCCUAGUGCCUCUGCUGCUGCUGCUACUUCUACUUCAACACAAAACACAUCAAAUAUGCUCUCAGUGCCUCAGUCUAACAACACAAAUGUAGAGAAUGGAAACUACUCAACACCCAUGAUUAGUGUAUCUGACAGAAAGAGAAAAGAUACUAGAACAGUAGAUGCUCCUUCAGUUGCAAAGAGAUCUCGUGGCCGAGCAUCCUCUACCAGUAGGAAAGUUCCUGUUCUAGGUCAAAACACACUGCCACAAUCAAACAAUGCUGUUAAUAAUCAAGUAGUUUAUCAUCCCUCUUCUGCAACUCAAUCAUCUGCUGCAAACUUUGUACCAAGUGGUUCACAAGUUCAAGGCUCUAGUGUUGUGAAAUGCUUAUUUAAUCAGCCUCAGAAGUCUAUCCCUACCAAUUCACAAGUUCCAAAGACUCCUCCAAGAGCAAAUUCCAGUCAUAGCGAUGCAAAUAUAUCCCCACCCGAGGUUACUCAGGUUCCACCUAGCAAUGCAGAGACUACAUCUACUUGUUACACUGUAAUUUCAACCAAAAGAGUUAUGGUUAGCCCUGCAAAACAGAUGGCUUAUAUAGAGAGCAGUCAUUGCAUUUCCCCUGUUAAAACGAAUUCGGACAAGGCAUUUAAGAGGGAACAUGUAAGAAGCAGGUUGAACUUUGAUUCCUCGGAUAUGCCUCAAAGGUUGGAUUCUGACAAAUCAUUGCCUAAUGAGAUUUCUACAACAGAGUCAAACAAUGAAGUUCAAUUAUAUGAUAUUGAUUUCCCUAACUUUGAUGCCCUUAGCAUGGACUUUUCAUUUGCUGAAAUGUUAAAUGAUCUAGAUUUUUCUUGUGAGGGUCUUGAUUUUUCAUGUGAUCCAACACCAAGUCAUUCAAAUGAUAAUCAAGUUAUAUCUGAACAACCAUCAACUUCGGCAGAAGCUCUAUCUGAGAAAAAUAUGAACAUACAAGGCACUGAUUCUCUGACUGCAAUGGCAUCUGUCAUAAGAAAUGUAACGAUUUUAAGCCCAGAGAAAAAGCACCAGAGCUGUUUAGAUCAGGAGAAUUGUUGAUGUGAGAGUUUGGAGAAUGACUUGCUGCAAGAGAUUCCUAUUUUCAUAGCUCCAAAUAAUAUGGCUGCCCUUGAGUUAGGAUGUUAACACCAUUAUUUAUUCCCUAGAUUAUGAGGCUGAUAGGUCAAUGGUCACUUGGGAAAAGCUGAAAUUACUUUGUAUAUAAGUUACUUUCUUGUUCUGGUUCACUUAAUAGAUUAUUUUUUAGUUGGACUUAUUAGGUGCGCUAAUCAUGGUUUAUGACUGAAGUCUAAAUUCUUGGAGCAGUAUUUUUCUAGUUGAAAUGCUGUGAAACAGCUAAACUUUGUACUGAGAAUUCAGAAUUUGCAUUUAUAAUUUGAACAAUUACAUAAAUA
Lathyrus oleraceus (garden pea) is the source of this 1965-nucleotide messenger RNA. RefSeq lists its product as uncharacterized. The record is from RefSeq and is a predicted model, not a curated record. NCBI's taxonomy places the organism in Eukaryota, Viridiplantae, Streptophyta, Magnoliopsida, Fabales, Fabaceae. The coding region runs from base 140 to 1609 and encodes 489 amino acids. The transcript has 6 exons.